Myripristis murdjan (pinecone soldierfish) is the source of this 3002-nucleotide messenger RNA. Its product is annotated as ras-related protein Rab-39B-like. Gene Ontology annotation, biological process: Rab protein signal transduction. The transcript is spliced from 4 exons. The record is from RefSeq and is a predicted model, not a curated record. Bases 329 to 970 code for a protein of 213 amino acids. Gene Ontology annotation, molecular function: GTPase activity; GTP binding. NCBI's taxonomy places the organism in Eukaryota, Metazoa, Chordata, Actinopteri, Holocentriformes, Holocentridae.
CGAGUCAGGAGAUGUGUGAUGCUGCUGUUGUGUCCUGCCGCUGCCAUUUCAUCAGCAAAUCCUCGCGUAAAUAUCCACACUCCCAUUAAAAUUAACCCACAGCAAGUGGAGCUCGGGCGGCCUCGUUUUCCGCGCUCAACAGGCUCAGCGCUCGCUCCUCAAAACACAUCAAACAGAAUUGGUAAUAGUCAGGACACGGCCUGUUGUUGGCGGAUCAUUUCUAUGAGCAACAACACAGCAACUGAUGUCUGGUAAAUAUUUGUAAAGGAAAUCAUCAUCAUGGGGUUUAGCUUUUCCAGUCACUGAGCACUUGCAGCCUGGGUGAGACAUGGAGACGAUAUGGCUUUACCAGUUUCGUCUGAUCGUCAUCGGAGACUCCACUGUCGGCAAGUCCUGUCUGAUCCGGAGGUUCACUGAGGGCCGCUUUGCCCAGGUGUCAGACCCCACCGUGGGGGUCGACUUCUUCUCCCGCCUGGUGGAGAUCGAACCUGGGAAAAGGAUCAAACUCCAAAUCUGGGACACUGCCGGGCAGGAGAGGUUCAGGUCUAUCACCAGGGCCUACUACCGCAACUCAGUGGGGGGGCUCUUGCUCUUUGACAUCACCAACCACCGCUCAUUCCAGAACGUCCACAAUUGGCUGGAAGAGGCUCAGAGCCACGUCCAGCCUCAUAGCAUCGUCUUCCUGUUGGUCGGUCACAAGUGUGACCUGGAGGCUCAGCGUCAGGUGACCCAGCAGGAGGCAGAGAAACUGGCUGGGGCCUACGGGCUGCGCUACGUGGAGACAUCGGCACGAGAUGCCAUCAACGUGGAGAAGGCGUUUGUGGAUCUGACGCGAGACAUCUUCGAGCUGGUGCGGAGCGGUGACAUCAAAGUCCAGGAGGGCUGGGAGGGCGUCAAGAGCGGCUUCGUUCCAAACACCGUCCACUCCUCUGAGGAGGUCACCAAGCGUGACCGGCAGUGCUUCUGUUGAUCUGUUGGCUGAAGGGCUGCGGCGAGCGGGGUGGCAGGUGGUUGUAUUUCAGGGCACUCAGAAUGCAGGAAGUAAUAGGGUUUUCAUAUUACUUCCUUUUGACUCGUAACUGCACUCAGACCCCCGUUCUAUCAGACGUACAUUGUUAGCGACACUGAUGUAAUGACCAGAGUGUAUCUUCAGUCCUAUUUGUAAGACUUUGUUUGCUGUAAGAACAACAAGAGAGUUUUGAGUGCUUGUUUCUGGUACUAUCUAGACUUAGGGCGUUUUCUAGACGUGUGUGCCAGGGGCGGAAGCACAAGGUGCGGUUAACCAGAGGAAGUGAAGGCACAGAGGCCCUUAUGUCCAACCCUCCUCCGCACUCUUCUGCUGGUGUGCAGGUGUGUGUGUGUGCAUGUGUAUGUGUGUGACGGUUGUGUUAAACCCACCAGAGUUUCCUCUUAAGCAGCACCACAGUACUGUCUCGUGCUAAACCCUUGGAAUGUGUUGGGAAGCAAACAGUAGCAACAAACAAAUGGUUGCGUGCAAUUUUUGUCCCUGAUACCAUCACUUUGCUUUACUCCAUUUGGCCUUUGCAGACCUGUACAGUUAUACUCCAUUCACCAUGAAUGCUGCUCCUCGUUGGUGCACAUCUCUGAAGAUUGAUGUGGUUUAGUGUAUUAAUACUCAUGUAUCAACAUGAUUUCGUUUAAAUUCAAAUUGGCAGCGCCAAGAUCGGGCCAUGCCUCUGCUGUUACUUGCAUUGUAUCUUAGAGCCUACUGUUUCCUUAUCACUUGUGUAGCCUGUUUCUACUGGGAGAGAUUAAUGAGACAGCCAAGCUGUCAUCAGUGGCUGUAGAUCAGACCCACAGUUUCAAGUGGCUUGAUAAAUAAAGUCUCUUGGAGGAGCAGAGGGGAGAGAAUAAUGAGUGUGGAUCUUGAUCACAAAGUGAACCAAAUAUUGACUUUCUCGUGUUUGUGUGUUGGACUGUGAUGUGCUGAGGGCUGGUUGAGAAGGAUCUGCACUGUGAAAAUGUUCCAUGUUACCAUUCUGUUUCCUUUCUUCGCUGCAUCGGUGAUUAUUAUAACUGGCUGUACAUUCACUGAAAGGAAAAGCUACUGUAGCUAAUUUAUUGAUAGCCAUUACUGGUAGAUCAUAGUAAGGUUUUUUUAUUUCAUAAAUGUCGAUGUAUGUACCUAUACUGUGUUGGUUUACUUUUGCUGGUGAGAGCCACUGAGGUAUAUUCUCAAUGCCUUUUGGAAAAUAGCCUGAGGCUGUGUUCUUAAGAUAUGGACCCUGAUCUUAAAUGUUACAUGACACCUUAAGGUCAUAAUCUCUUCUCACACCAAUGCCUACUAUCCAUUUAUUGAUUCAGCCACGUUCCUAUAUAAUAUGAUGCAUGCCUACAUUUUACUUCAAUUUUUCCAAAGAAAGAAAAACAUUUGUAUUUUUGAUAUAAUGUAAAUAUCGACUCAGUACCUGGAAAUUUCACCACUGAAAGAGCACGAUGAAUCAAUUUGUCAGCUAAAGAUAUGCAAAUAUAUCUUUAGUACAAGUGCAAGAUUAUAUGUAACACAGUAAGAGAAUAAGUGAUAAUUAUGUUAACUCCAAAACAGUUACACAAAUUUCCAUUUGAACUGGUAAAAGCAAUGCUGUUUAUAUUGAAUACAGUGUGGGAAUAGUUCACAUUUACCCACUAAAUCACUAGUUAAAAUUCUUAGGAGCAGAUAGAAGGAACUAGAACAUGAGUUUUUAAUGAAUUGCCAGUGAGUUUGAUUUAAAAUGUGCUAUGGAUGUGUCUCUCUUGAGUGCCUUUGGAGGAAAGAAGCCUAAGCACACAGCGAGGUCUAGCGUAUAUUCCUUAUUAAUAGAUAAAACUGUGUGUUUUUUCCAGUAAAUAUUGCCAUAUGAACUGUAAUAUUACAGGAAAUAAUAUGGACAAUAAAUUACACAACAAAAUACUUUGUUUGGAAGCAAGCAUCCUGACAAAGUUUUUGCAGUUGUGACUCCAGGAUGAUAAAGUGCAAGUGUCAUUAAUCAGAAAUAAAUGCU